UGGCGAUGUCCUACCUGAGCCGUGCCUGGCGGGUCCCCCGCCGCCUGCCAGCCCCCCGGAGAAGCCCCCAGCCCUUCAGCAGCACCUCGGGCCCCACGGCCAAGAAGAACGUCCCGCACCAGAAGACGCUGCAGGAGGAGGGUCCCGGGAGCCGCCAGCCCAGCCGGGCCCCGCCGGCCUCGGCGCAGGUGGUGGUGGUGGGUGGCGGCAGCCUGGGCUGCCAGACCACCUACCACCUGGCCAAAAUGGGGCUGAGCGACGUGCUGCUGCUCGAGAGGGACCGCCUGACCUCGGGCACCACCUGGCACACGGCGGGUCUGCUGUGGCAGCUGCGUCCCAGCGACGUGGAAGUGGAGCUGCUGGCGCACACGAGGGACGUGGUCAGCCGGGAUCUGCCGGCCGAGACGGGGCUGCACACGGGCUGGGUGGAGAACGGGGGGCUCUUCAUCGCCUCCAGCAAGCAGCGCCUGGAUGAGUACAAAAGGCUCAUGUCGCUGGGGAAGGUGUACGGUGUGGAGUCCCACGUGCUGAGCCCGUCCCAGACCAAGGAGCUGUACCCUCUGAUGAACAUUGAUGACCUGUAUGGCACCCUGUACGUCCCCAAGGAUGGCACCAUGGACCCCGCUGGCACCUGCUCAACUCUGGCCAGAGCAGCGACUGCCAGGGGCGCUACGAUCAUCGAGAACUGCCCGGUCACGGGCAUCCAGGUGAGAACUGAUGAUUUUGGGGUGAAGAGGGUGCACGCAGUGGAGACAGCCCACGGGACCAUCCAGACUCCCUGCGUGGUGAACUGUGCAGGAGUGUGGGCACGGGCCCUGGGCCGGCUGGCGGGCGUGCAGGUGCCGCUGGUGGCCAUGCACCACGCCUACGUGGUGACCGAGCGCAUCGAGGGCAUCCAGAACAUGCCAAACGUUCGUGAUCACGACGCCUCGGUCUAUCUCCGUCUCCAAGGCGAUGCCCUUUCCGUGGGUGGAUAUGAGUCAAACCCCAUCUUCUGGGAGGAGGUAUCUGAAAAAUUUGCUUUUGGCCUCUUUGACCUGGACUGGGAUGUUUUCAUGCAACACAUUGAAGGUGCUGUCAACAGAGUGCCAGUUCUGGAGAAAACAGGAAUUAAAUCCACUGUCUGUGGGCCAGAGUCGUUCACAGCUGACCACAAACCACUGAUGGGAGAAGCUCCCGAAGUCCGAGGCUUCUUCCUCGGCUGUGGCUUCAACAGUGCUGGGAUGAUGCUGGGAGGUGGCUGUGGCAGGGAAUUGGCUCACUGGAUCAUCCACGGCCGGCCCGAGAAGGACAUGUAUGGCUACGACAUCAGGAGGUUUCACCACUCCCUGACCGACGACAACUGCUGGAUCCGGGAGCGCAGCCAUGAGUCCUACGCCAAGAAUUAUUCCGUCGUCUUCCCCCACGACGAGCCCCUGGCAGGGCGCAACGUGAGGAAGGACCCCCUGCACGAGGAGCUGCUGCGACAGGGCUGUGUCUUCCAGGAGAGGCACGGCUGGGAGAGACCCGGCUGGUUCAGCCCUGGGGGAGCAGCCCCGGUCCUGGACUAUGAUUACUACGGUGCCUACGGCCACCAGCGCCACAGGGACUACACCUACAACCUCCUGCUGGGGGACGAGUACACCUUUGACUUCCCCCCUCACCACCACAUCAUCAAGAAGGAAUGUUUAACGUGCAGGAAUGCCCUGGCUCUCUUUGACAUGUCUUAUUUUGGGAAAUUCUACCUGGUUGGCCCUGAAGCUACGAAAGCAGCCGACUGGCUGUUCAGUGCUGAUGUGAGCAAAGCUCCAGGCUCCACCGUGUACACCUGCAUGCUGAACCAGCAGGGCGGCGUGGAGAGCGACCUGACGGUCAGCAGGAUCAGCCCUGGCACCCCGGGCUCCCCCCUGGCCCCCGCUUUUGAAGGGGAUGGCUACUACCUGGCUAUCGGCGGGGCUGUGGCUCAGCACAACUGGUCCCACAUCACCACCGUGCUGCAGGACAGGAAAUUCCAGUGCAAACUCCUCGACUGCUCCGAGGAGCUGGGCAUGAUGAGCAUCCAGGGCCCUCUGAGCCGUGCUGUCCUCCAGGAAGUGCUGGACACCGACCUCAGCAACGAGGCCUUCCCCUUCUCCACACACAAAAUCACCAUGGCUGCAGGAUGCCAGGUCCGGGCCAUGAGGCUGUCGUUCGUGGGCGAGAUGGGCUGGGAGCUGCACGUGCCCAGGGCUGACUGUGUGAAGGUUUAUCGGGCAGUGAUGCAGGCAGGAGCCCGGCACGGCAUCGCCAACGCCGGCUAUAGAGCCAUCGACAGCCUCAGCAUCGAGAAAGGGUACAGGCACUGGCACGCAGACCUGCGCCCCGACGACACCCCGCUGGAAGCGGGCUUGGCCUUCACCUGCAAGCUCAAGUCCAGCAUCCCCUUCCUGGGCCGGGAGGCUGUGGAGGCUCAGAAGGCCAAGGGCGUCUUCCGCCGCCUCGUGUGCUUUACCACAGAGGAGAAGGUGCCCAUGUUCGGCCUGGAGGCGGUCUGGAGGGACGGGGAGGUGGUCGGCCACAUCCGCCGGGCAGAUUUUGGAUUUGCCAUCGACAAAACCAUCGCCUACGGCUACAUCCGAGACCCUGCAGGGGGCCCGGUUUCCCUGGAUUUUGUGAAGAGUGGCAGCUACGAGCUGGAGCGGAUGGGAGUGACCUUCCCGGCCCGAGCUCACACCAAAUCCCCGUUCGACCCCGACAACAAACGUGUGAAGGGCUUUUAUUGAGGGCUGCCCAGAGGAUGGAGGAGCUGCUGCCUGAACUCCUGGCCCCAUGUGUCCCUGCUGGCUCUGGGGCCAGCUGCAAGAGCUGAGCAACCUCCUGGAACUCACCAAGUCAACGUGGGUCGAAUCAGAGGGGAGAGGAGGAAGAGAUUCCAAAAAGUGCAAAGUGCUCUGUUUCCCAAGUGAAGCGGUGCCACUGCAGCAAUAAUUCUUUUCCGUGGGUUAAUUGGCCUGCAAAUGGUGUUUGGUCUCACUGGGUAUGAAGUGGUUUCAAUUUUUGACUUUGCUGGAAACUCUUUUCCCUCCAAAUGUAGUUUCACGCUGCUUGGGAAUGAUUUUUUUUUAAACUAGCUCUGCUGUUCAUACAGCUGGAACCUCCAAACCUGCCAUUCCUCUGGUCCCUUGCUGUGUCUGUCCCCACUCCCAUGGGUGUCACCUCAUCCUGGCUGGCUCCUGGGAACUCUGCUGGAGGGAAGGGGCAGCAGUGCAGGGACAUUGCCCAGCUCCUCUCUGCCAGGGCUGUUUGUGUGUCAUAAUCAUGGAAUCAUGGAGCAGCUUGGCUUGGAAGGUCUGGUUGAGGUGUCAGGGCAUAGGUUGGACUUGAUGAUCUUUGAGGUCUCUUCCAACCUCAUUAUUCUGGGAUUCUCUGUGUGACCUCAAAGCCCAUCUCAUUCCAUGGGUUCCAUGGGCAGGGCCACUUCCACUGUCCCAGUUGCUCUGACCCCCAUCCAGUCUAUCCUGGGACACUUCCAGGGACACUUCCACCGUUUUUCUGGGCUGCUCCUGGCACAGGCUGUGGUGUAAGGUGCCCAGUGAGGGCACUGGCCCCACAGCUGCCCUCGGCCCCAUCCCUGGUCCCUUGUGGCAUCUUCCCAAAGGUCACCUUGGAGGUGGCUCCUUUUAGCUCCCAGCAGAGAGGGGGGAUGCUGGCAGAGGCUGAGCUGUGAGCUCCAACCCCUGCAGCCUCUGGCAGCUCAGAGCCAGCCUUGGGGGCAGAGGGAGGGCAGCAGGGGGGGUUUGCCCUCACACACACGCAGCCUGUACUGAAGGGAAGGAUCAGCAACUCCCCAUCACCAUCCCUUUGCUCUGGUCCCCUCCCGGGCUCUCUGCUGGAGCUUUCACCCGCCUGAAGAAAUAAUCUCACUCCCUGCUUUUCCCUUUUUCUCCCUUGACUAGGUUUGUUUGGGUCAUCCCCUCUUUAGAGCUGAUUUCAAUUCCUUGCCCCUUGUGCCACGAGCGCCACGGGCAAGAGUGUGAACUUUGAAAUGCUUUGGUUUUAGUGAAAACAUUAAAAAACAAGACUGAGAUGAA
Molecule: messenger RNA, 4049 nt
Organism: Lonchura striata (white-rumped munia)
Lineage: Eukaryota; Metazoa; Chordata; Aves; Passeriformes; Estrildidae
Source: RefSeq, a predicted model, not a curated record